Rhagoletis pomonella (apple maggot) is the source of this 372-nucleotide messenger RNA. Its product is annotated as microtubule-associated protein RP/EB family member 1-like. The transcript has a single exon. The record is from RefSeq and is a predicted model, not a curated record. Gene Ontology annotation, molecular function: microtubule plus-end binding. Gene Ontology annotation, cellular component: microtubule plus-end; cytoplasmic microtubule; spindle midzone. Gene Ontology annotation, biological process: regulation of microtubule polymerization or depolymerization; protein localization to microtubule plus-end; spindle assembly. Lineage: Eukaryota; Metazoa; Arthropoda; Insecta; Diptera; Tephritidae.
AUGGCAGUCAAUGUGUACUCUACAAAUGUGACUACCGACAAUUUAUCCAGACGUGAUAUGCUCGUAUUGGUAAACGAUUGUCUGCAAGCGCAAUUUGGUAAAAUUGAAGAUCUCUGCACUGGCGCUGCUUAUUGCCAGUCCAUGGAUAUGCUGUUUCCCGGCUCGGUACCAAUGAAAAUUGUCAAGUUCCGCGCUAAUUUGGAACAUGAAUAUAUUCAGAAUUUUAAAAUCUUACAAGCACCUUUCAAAAAGAUGGAAGUUGACAAGAUAAUCCCAAUUGACAAACUGAUCAAGGGCCGUUUUUAAGAUACUUUCGAAUUUUUUCAAUGGCUUAAAAAAUUCUUCGAUGCCCAUUAUGUUGGCCGAGGUUAG